CCUGGUUCCCAAGUGGGUGGGUGAUUUCAACUGUGGCCUUAUCCUGUCUCAAAGUGAACUGACUCCUAAAAUGUCUUUCUUUUUAGUAGACGGCUGGACCGCUGCCUGGAGAGGAAGCCUUGAGCGGCUGGGGGAGGGGAUUACUUUACAGCCAGGAUCCAUCCAAGGCUGGGGAUGGGAUGGGAGCAGGAUCUGCUAAGACCCUAAGUGACCCUUAGUGACCCUAAGGAGGAUUCCUUAAGGCCACUCCUCCUCCUGGGGACCAGAUUCCAGGCUUCUCAGGACUGGAGAAGGGGGAACGCGUCAUCCCUUCCCAAAGCGCCAGCUUGUUUAGAUACAGGUGCCUGGGGCUUUGGCCCUUGUCGCUGACGAGGGGUAGGUGGAACGGGGAACACUCCUUUCUUUCCGAUACUGGUGACUGUGAGUGCGUCUCGAGGGAUGGGGGUGCUGAGCCUACCGCUUCGCUCGUUAGGGAACAAAUUGCUGUUUUGGCCCCGGCGGCUCCUCUGGGCGCGGGCGGCAGCCGCGCUCUCUGGCAAAUCGUGGGAGGGAGGAGGAGCGGUGCUGGCAGGCAAGUCCGGGGGACCGUCGCAGCGCGGGAGGCCAAGAAGCGACGGCCGCCCCGGGCCCGGCUCCGCCCCGCCGGGAAGGGGCUCCCUGCAGCCGCCCCCGGGCAGCUCCCCGCACGGCGCCGCGAGGAGCUCUCCAGGACUGAGCUGGGUGAGGCGCGGGGCUCGGCCUUCCUCGCUCCCCAGGUGCCAGGACCCGCAUGCACAAGGGCUACCCACCCUCUGGUUUCCCGGCAGCUCCUGCUUGCGGGGGCACCUCAUAAGAGCAGCUGGAUCCAUUUUCCAGAGAGUCAAGUUGAGGAUGAGAAAGUCUCGAGGGCCGGACAGCUGUGCGCGCAGAACCCCCGCCCCAUCUGCUUUUAGAUUUCCCGGGUGUGGCUGGAGCCCCUCUAGAGCGCCGGCCUCCGCUGGCCGCCGGGCCUUCACCUGCGCCUGUCGCCCUGUCCCCUUGCCCACUGCAUUUUCCUCGGGAAGAGCAUCUUCCACAGCAUGCGCCCUCCACCCCACACGCCCCGAGCCCUUCUCCCAUUCCGCCGGCGGAGAAGCGGCUGCUAGGAGGCUCUCGGAGAGCCCCCGGACUGCAGAGAAAGACGCCUCCCCUCUGCGGCUGAGGCCGAGUCAGCGGGAGGGGGCCGGCCGUUCGCCAGUGGUUCUCCGAGGGACUGGCGGGGAGGCCCGCGGGACGGAGGGAGCUGCCGAGAGCCGGCGCCGAGCGAAGCCCGAGCGGAAGCCCACCCGCAGCCGACACGCGAGCCGCUGCUGCGGAGGGAGGUGCUGAGAGCGCCGCGGCUGCGGGGCCUGGAGC
Chlorocebus sabaeus (green monkey) is the source of this 1374-nucleotide messenger RNA. The record is from RefSeq and is a predicted model, not a curated record. Lineage: Eukaryota; Metazoa; Chordata; Mammalia; Primates; Cercopithecidae.